Acanthisitta chloris (rifleman) is the source of this 2879-nucleotide messenger RNA. RefSeq names its product matrilin 2 (gene MATN2). The annotation marks the transcript as partial. Gene Ontology annotation, molecular function: calcium ion binding. The transcript has 17 exons. The record is from RefSeq and is a predicted model, not a curated record. NCBI's taxonomy places the organism in Eukaryota, Metazoa, Chordata, Aves, Passeriformes, Acanthisittidae.
CACUUGUCAGGGUGUUUGUUUUGACAGUCAACCUGAAACUAUUUGGAUUUUGAAAUCUUGUAAAGUAUUUUUGUUUGCAUUUUGCCUUCUAGAAAAUACUUGCAACAACAAACGUCUGGACCUUGUCUUCAUCAUUGACAGCUCUCGCAGCGUACGCCAUUUCGACUUCGAAAAAGUGAAGGAGUUCAUUUUAACCAUCCUGCAGUUCCUGGACAUCAGUCCUGAUGCCACCCGUGUAGGUCUGAUUCAGUAUGGCAGCACAGUCAAACAGGAGUUCUCGCUGAAGACCUUCAGGCGGAAACAGGAUAUUGAAAGAGCAGUGAAGAGGAUGAUGCACCUGGCAACUGGCACCAUGACUGGACUGGCUCUGCAGUAUGCAGUGAACAUUGCAUUUUCAGAGUCAGAAGGAGCUCGAUCUCUGAAGCAGAAUGUGCCCCGAAUUAUCAUGAUAGUGACGGAUGGGAGGCCUCAGGAUCCAGUGGCAGAGAUUGCCGCUAAAGCACGUAACUCAGGGAUCCUCAUUUUUGCCAUUGGAGUGGGAAGAGUAGAUAUGAACACACUGAAAUCCAUUGGCAGCGAACCACAUGAAGAGCACGUGUUUCUGGUUGCUAAUUUCAGUGAGAUUGAAACACUGACCUCUGUCUUCCAGACUAAACUCUGUGUGCCUCAUAUGUGCAGUACAGUUGAGCAUCACUGUGACCACUUCUGCAUAAACACCCCUGGCUCCUACCUGUGCAGAUGUAAACAAGGAUACAUUCUGAAUGCUGACCAGAAGACUUGCAGCACUCAGGACCUUUGUUCUGUGGAGAAACAUGCCUGUGAGCAGAUUUGUGUGAACACACCUGGGUCUUACGUCUGUCAGUGCUAUGAAGGGUACGAGCUUGAUCAAAAUGGAAAGAACUGUGUUGUUGUAGACUUCUGUGCUUUGGAUAACCAAGGUUGUCAACAUGAAUGUGUUAAUGCUGAGGACUCAUACUACUGUAGAUGCCACUCUGGGUUCAUUUUAAAUCCAGACGGAAGAACUUGCAGAAGACCAGACUAUUGUGCUGUUCAGGACCAUGGUUGUGAACAGGAAUGUGUUAAUACAGACGAUUCCUAUUUUUGUCGAUGCCAAGAAGGGUUUAGACUUAAUCCAGAUAAGAAAACAUGCAAAAAAGUAAACUUCUGUGCUUUAGGUCAGCGUGAGCGUGAACAUGAAUGUGUUAACGUGGAAGAGUCAUUUGUGUCUAAAUGUCAUCCUGGAUACACCCAACAACACCAUGGCAGUAUAUGCAGCAAUGAGUGAGUGGACCACUGUGCUGAAAACAAUCACGGCUGUGAGCAACUGUGCCUAAAUACUGAUGACUCCUAUGUCUGCCAGUGUUCUGAAGGAUUUGUCAUCAAUGAGGACCUAAAAACCUGCACACGCGUUGACUACUGUGCUCUGACUGAUCAUGGCUGUGAACAUUUGUGUGUAAAUGGUGACAGAUCUUACACUUGUCAGUGUUUUGAAGGAUACAGGCUUCGUAACGAUGGGAAAACAUGUAAACGACGGGACAUCUGUAAAUCAGUCAGCCAUGGCUGUGAGCAUAUCUGUGUUAAUGGAGAGGAUUCAUAUGUUUGCAAGUGUCGUGAGGGUUUUCUGCUGAGAGAAGAUGGGAAAACAUGCAGAAAUAAAGACAUUUGCAGUUCAGUUGACCAUGGCUGUGAACAUGUUUGUGUGAAUGCUGAUGAGUCAUACGUCUGCCAGUGCUAUGAAGGAUUUGCACUAAGGGAAGAUGGAAGAACAUGUAGAAAUAAAGAUGUCUGCAAAUCGGUUGACCAUGGUUGUGAACAUAUUUGUGUUAAUAAUGGCGAUUCAUACAUCUGCAAAUGCCAGGAGGGGUAUGUACUAAAAGAGGAUCAGAAAAGAUGCAGAAGAUGCACUGAAGGCCCAAUUGACCUGGUGUUCGUGAUAGAUGGAUCGAAAAGUCUUGGAGAGGAUAAUUUUGAAAUUGUCAAAGAAUUUGUCUCAGGAAUCUUGGAUACACUUGAGAUUUCACCCAAAGCUGCUCGAGUUGGUUUGCUUCAGUAUUCCACUGAGGUUCGCACAGAGUUUACAUUAAGGCAGUUCAGCUCAGCCAAAGACAUGAAGAAAGCUGUUUCACAAAUGAAGUACAUGGGGCGAGGGUCCAUGACAGGACUGGCACUGAAGCAAAUGUCUGAGAGAAGCUUCACAGAAACAGAAGGAGCAAGACCAUUUUCAGCAAAUGUCCCUCGAAUCUCCAUUGUGUUUACAGAUGGGCGAGCCCAAGAUGAAGUCUCUGAGUGGGCUACCAGAGCAAAGCAAAAUGGUAUAAUUAUCUAUGCCAUUGGAAUAGGAAAAGCAAUUGAAGAAGAACUGCUGGAAAUUGCUUCUGAGCCAUCAUAUAAACAUCUCUUCUAUGCUGAGGAUUUCACAGCUUUGGAGGACAUAAGUGAAGAGCUGAGAGCUCAAAUCUGUGAAGCCUUGAAAGAGUCAGCUCACCAGCAGGAUCCAUCAUCUGGGAGGCUUCACGAGACUGGUCCACAGCCUUCAGGACCUGAAUCAACCACAAUAGCCAUCACAGAUGUCAUUGACUGUGCACAUCUUGCAAUACACCACAAGUAUUUGUUUGAAGACAGUCACACUCACUCAACAACAGCAAAAGCUUCAAAAGAUAACGACCAGUGCAAAUGUGAAAACCUUGUAACAUUCCAGAACUAUGCAACCAAUGAAGUAAGAAAACUCACCCAGCGAUUGGAAGAAAUGACGAAGAGAAUGGAAGACUUGGAAAACAGGCUAAAAUACUGAUCAGAAUUUAAAGUGUACACUACGCUGUAUAUUUAUACAUACACACUUGUCAGAGCUAUUUUCUUAAAGUGGAUCAAAGUAAAAUAAC